ACCGCCGCCACCGCCGCCACUGCUACCGCCUCCACCACAAAUAAUCAUAGUACCGUCGCGUACCUCGAGUAGUCGCCGAGUACCUCGGAGUGUCCAGUGUCCGCGAAUCCGCGAAUGCGAAGUACGGUCCGGACGCGCUUCGUUGCCGGCCGCCUCUCGUCACGAUGCUACUCGCGGUGAUCGCACUCCUCUCCCUCGGCGCCGGUACGACCACCGCCGAGAUCUUCACCAACACCUUCCUGGUGAAGAUGCGGCAGCCAGCGGAGAGGCACGUAGCCGACCGCGUAGCGCUCAGAAACGGAUUCGUCAAUCUCGGACCGGUUCUGGGCAGCCAGACGGAAUAUCACUUCGUACACAGAGCUUUGCCGCACGUGCGAAGCAAAAGAUCCGUGCCGCAUAUGCGAAGAUUAAAGGUCGAUCCUUUGGUGGAUACGGCCAUACAGCAGGCUGGCUUCAAGAGGGUCAAGAGAGGCUACAAGCCCCUGAGCGUAGACAACCUCGUACCCUUGUAUGAAAUAAAAAAUCCGGGUAAUCCCGGGAACAAAGACCCGACGGAUCCCUUCUUCAAGUAUCAGUGGUAUCUGAAGAAUAUCGGACAAAAUGGUGGCAAACCGAAGCUGGACCUGAAUGUCGAGGCCGCCUGGGCUCAGGGUGUCACGGGGAAGAACGUAACGACGGCUAUCAUGGAUGACGGUGUCGACUACAUGCAUCCUGAUCUGAAGUACAACUAUAACGCGAAAGCUUCCUACGACUUCAGCAGUAACGAUCCUUAUCCCUAUCCUAGAUACACGGACGACUGGUUCAACAGCCACGGUACAAGAUGUGCCGGCGAGGUCGCAGCCGCGCGUGACAACGGGGUGUGCGGUGUCGGAGUAGCAUAUGACUCGACAAUCGCCGGAAUCAGGAUGCUGGAUCAACCUUACAUGACCGACCUGAUCGAGGCCAACAGCAUGGGCCACGAGCCUGAUCUCAUAGAUAUUUACAGCGCCUCCUGGGGACCGACGGAUGACGGGAAAACGGUGGACGGACCGCGGAACGCAACCAUGAGGGCUAUUGUUCGCGGCGUUAAUGAGGGUAGAAAGGGCUUAGGUAACAUUUACGUCUGGGCUUCCGGAGACGGCGGGGAGGAGGACGAUUGCAACUGCGACGGCUACGCUGCGAGCAUGUGGACCAUUAGUAUUAAUAGCGCCAUUAACGACGGACAGAACGCUCACUACGACGAGAGUUGUUCCAGCACCUUGGCUUCUACCUUCAGCAACGGUGCUAAGGAUCCUAACACGGGGGUGGCCACCACGGAUCUGUAUGGAAAAUGCACGACGACUCACAGCGGGACGUCCGCCGCGGCGCCGGAAGCCGCUGGAGUAUUUGCGCUUGCACUCGAAGCUAAUCCGCAGUUAACGUGGAGAGACAUCCAACACUUGACCGUCCUAACUUCGAAGAGGAAUUCUCUGUUCGACGCUAAGAACAGAUUUCAUUGGACCAUGAAUGGCGUCGGGCUCGAAUUCAAUCAUCUCUUCGGAUAUGGCGUCUUGGACGCAGGUGCCAUGGUAGCGUUGGCUAAGAAAUGGAAAACGGUACCGCCGAGAUACCACUGCGAAGCCGGCUCUAUGCUCGACACGCAGGAAGUCACGAGCGAUCGAUCCAUUCUCGUGACGAUUAAGACAGAUGCGUGCGCCGGUACGGAAUACGCCGUCAACUAUUUAGAACACGUACAAGCCGUUAUAACCGUAAAUGCGACUCGGCGCGGUGAUCUUGAGUUAUUCCUUACAUCUCCGAUGGGCACGAGAUCUAUGAUCUUAAGUCGCAGAAUAAACGAUGACGAUCAUAGGGAUGGUUUUACGAAGUGGCCGUUUAUGACGACGCACACAUGGGGCGAAUAUCCUCAGGGAACCUGGUUGUUAGAGGUAAGUUUCAACACUCAGACGCCACAACACGGAUGGCUGAAGGAAUGGACAUUAAUGCUGCACGGUACCAAAGAACCGCCGUACACGGGACUGUCAGCUGCGGACCCUCACUCGAAAUUAGCGAUCGUGAAAAAGGCCCACGAGGAGCGACUGAGCGCGAUCUAGAUGAUAUUGACGAUUUCACGCGAUAUUCGCCGAUACAGGCGAGGAAAAUGGAAAAUGGAUCUUGGAUCGAAAGAUGUUUACGCGACCGCUCCUUUCUCGAUUUGCCGAUUUUGUUGAUCAAACGUAGGUGAAGUGUAGCCCUCGAUUUAAGAUCCGAUUGUAUUGCCAUCACCCGUGCCAAUUAUCGCCGGCACUCAUCUAUUAUUUCAGCAUUAAUUAAGACUCACUCGUAUGGAAUCGUCCGAACAGAAGCAGACUUUUAGAUACUUUUCAUUGCACUCACGUUUGCCGAGUCACAUUGUCUAGUCCUAAUUACGACACGUCAUGUAUCUCUAUGUAAUUAUACAUCAUAUCGAGAGAAGUAUCAAUUUACAAAAAUCAUACCCGCGUUGACACCUUUCCGAAGAGUUCUCGAGUUGACGAGCGGAAUUUUAUGAUUGGGAGUAGAAGCGAAGAGAGAACUAUGGAAGAAAGUUUAUUAUAUAUUACUUAAUAGCAGAUUAUUAAAAAUUACUCUUUUGCCGGAGCGGUAAACUUCAAAUCAUACUGUCAGACACGCGUCAGCGCUAAUGACACGUGAUAAUAUCGUGGAGUCGAUACGAGGUGCAGGACGCCUGCGAAAGAGUAUCCCGGGAACAAGAGUUAUGUGUAAUCAUCGUCGUCCUCGUAACUCCCUCAGCCGUUUUUUAAUAUUUAACUUCCUUACAUCGUUCACGUCCCGCUUGAUACUGCGCAUUACAACUUAAUGCCCCCAAAUCUGUAUUCUCAUUAAAUCCGUCGAA
Molecule: messenger RNA, 2851 nt
Organism: Odontomachus brunneus
Lineage: Eukaryota; Metazoa; Arthropoda; Insecta; Hymenoptera; Formicidae
Gene: amon
Product: neuroendocrine convertase 2
Exons: 12
Coding region: 165-2069 (634 amino acids)
Biological process (GO): protein processing
Cellular component (GO): Golgi membrane; trans-Golgi network
Molecular function (GO): serine-type endopeptidase activity
Source: RefSeq, a predicted model, not a curated record